Messenger RNA from Cannabis sativa, 1923 nucleotides. RefSeq names its product protein FAR1-RELATED SEQUENCE 5-like. Bases 1 to 1923 code for a protein of 640 amino acids. The transcript has 3 exons. Lineage: Eukaryota; Viridiplantae; Streptophyta; Magnoliopsida; Rosales; Cannabaceae. The record is from RefSeq and is a predicted model, not a curated record.
AUGACGGACGUAGAUAUUGCCUCCAACUCUCACUGGCAAGAAAUUUUGGACACACUUCAACUAUCCAAAUCAGUUGCAGAAAUAGAUACUCAUGAUAUUGAAGGGAAAGAGAUGGUAAGUCUAAAAAUGUGGGAGGCAUUCUAUUAUACUUAUGCAAGAUGGAAAGGUUUCAGUCCUAGAAUUGACGAUACAAAAUCAAGGAAAAGUGAUGGAGAAAUAUACAUUCGACAAUGGGUUUGUAACAAAGAAGGUUUUCGGAAGGAGAAAUUUUUGAACAUGCCAGACAGGAAGAAGCGACCAAAAGAAAUAACACGUUGUGGGUGUCAAGCUGCGUUACGAAUCCUUCGGUUACAAAAAACAAAUCUUUGGCGGUGUCAAGAAUUUGUACCAUUUCAUAAUCAUGAUUUGGUAAUACCAUCACAAAUGCAAUUCACUCGGGCAAACCGCGAGGUUCCUGAAGCAGUAGCUGCACAAGUAAUUAGCAUGAAUAGAUGUGGUAUCAAAACUUCUUCCGUUGUAGCACAUAUUGCCCUACAAUCUGGAGGGUAUGACAAUCUUCCUUUCCAACUAAGAGAUGUGUACAACAAAGUGGCUAGUUUAAGAAAGCAAGAGAACAUAUCAAGUGAUGCAGAAGGUACAUUGGGUUUCUUAGACGGCUUAUCAUCAAUGGAUCCUGAAUUUUACGUCGAGUACAAGAUUGAUGACGAAAAUCGAUUAGCAUUCCUUUUUUGGGCAGAUGGUAUGAGUAGAAGAGACUACAUGUUAUUCGGGGAAGCUAUUGCUUUUGAUACAACAUACCGCACCAAUAAGUAUAAUAAGCCAUUGACUGUAGUUGUUGGCGUCAAUCACCAUUUUGAAACUUGUGUGUUCGGUUGCGCAGUUUUACUUGAUGAGACGGAAGACGCUUAUAUUUGGUUCUUGAGGGUGUUCCUUGAUUGCAUGGGCAACAAAAAACCAAAAGUAGUCCUCACUGAUAAUGAUGAAAGGAUGGGAUUUGCAAUCAGACAUUUGUUACGAGACUCUACCCAUCGACUUUGUGCAUGGCAUCUAGGGAACAAUGCCACAAAGAAUAUUAAGAUUCCAGAUUUCAACAAAGGCUUCUUUGACUUAAUAUACAACUACUACAAAGUGGAAGAGUUUGAAGAAAAAUGGGCCGCUUUGUUGGCACAGUUCGGCCUUGAAGAAAAUUCUUGGUGUCGUACUAAAUACAACACACGUGGUCAAUGGGCAGAGACGUUCUUAAGAGGGGUUUUCUAUGGAGGCAUGCGAACAACCCAAAGAUGUGAGUCUAUGAACAAUGUACUCAAGAGAUUCUUACUUGCUAAUUACAGUUUACGAGAGUUUGUUUCACAAAUUACCCAUGCUAUUGGCACAAUGCGCCAUAAUGAAGCCGCUAAAGAUUUCAAAAGCAUGCAUACCGUCCCUCAUAUUCCCGCGCAUAUAUGGUGUGUAAUGAAAAGUCUUGACAUUCGAGUUAUACCAGAAUCCUUAAUAUUAACUCGUUGGCGAAAGGAUGUCAAGACUUCUUCCUCUACACAAGUUGGUGAACACUCAUCCGAGCAUCAAAAGAUGACCCAAUUGUCAAGGUUUGGAGCGCUCAAUGCUUAUUCAAACUCAAUGAAUUUCUUUGCAUCACACUCAGAAGCAACAUUCCAAAUGGCAAAGAUGGAGUUGGAAAAACUUAAUACCAUCUUUAGGGCGUCUUACGAGGAGGGACAGAAUAGCCAAAACUCACAACCAACCACAACAUAUCGUGAUAAUCCAAACAUAAUCCAAGAUCCUGUAAGAGUGAGGACGAAGGGCAUGGCCUCAACGAAUUCUAAAAAAGGAACAAAUGAUGGAGUACAAGGAGGUAGGCAAUGCACACUUUGUGGAGGUCGAGAUCAUAAUAAACGAACUUGUAUGAGAAGGACAGGGGUCUAA